Lindgomyces ingoldianus is the source of this 964-nucleotide messenger RNA. RefSeq lists its product as uncharacterized. The coding region runs from base 232 to 804 and encodes 190 amino acids. The transcript has a single exon. The record is from RefSeq and is a predicted model, not a curated record. NCBI's taxonomy places the organism in Eukaryota, Fungi, Ascomycota, Dothideomycetes, Pleosporales, Lindgomycetaceae.
AGUUUGGACACCAUCUUAACGGUUGAAGUUCUUGCUUCGUUCUUGGCGAGAUGGAUGUGGUCUUAAAUAGGUAGGAAUCGUCCCGACUUCAGAUGGAUGAAAGGUCACGGGGAGAACGACAGCAAGAGUCUCGUCGAGAGCGCUCAGGAGCAGGUGAAUGAAUGAAAAGUCGAAUGCGAUCAGAGCCGUCCGGCGACUCUCUCGCAGAACGACGAUUAAUGCGUGGCAAUAAUGAGAAUUAGGUACAGAGAAGAGAAGUGUGAAGAGAAGGACAGCGACUGCAGGAGGGCGGGCGGUGCAUGGGAUGGGAGCGGGAGGGAGGCUCCAGCAUUAAGAGGGACAUGGUGGGCGUGUCGCAGUCGGAUGAAGCGAGGCGGGUAUGGUUUCAGGAGCGUAGGAGGCGCCGGGUUGACGAAUCACAGGGCACAGAGGGAGGGGUGGACCGAUGUUUCGCGCAGCGUACGUGGACUGCGACGGAGGGAGAAACAGCAACUCUGCGGGAGACUACGAUUGCUGCAGGUGAAGUCACUCUGCAACGGGCGACUGGCGAUGCGCUGCAAUUGCUCCACGAUAGAGACGCUUGGUGUUGAGCUGCGCGGUGUGGUGACUGUUGGUGGCUUUGCUGCGAGUGACUUCGAGGGCGCUCCUUCCUGCUGGACCCCGAGGCGAGACCGGACUCAGCAAGUGCUAGGCCGCGCUUGGCAGGCGGUAAGGAGACUUGUGGGCCUCAGUCAGCAAGUAGCGGCCAAUUGGUCAGAUGGGGGCGGACACGGUGGGGCGCCCCGCUUUUUUGCUGCACCGUGACUGGCCGGCCCACAGGGCACACUGCGCUAAACCGCGCUCGCCCGCGCCAUUCCAGCUCGGGAGACCAGGACCCAUGCAGCGCAGGUCGAGUGCCAAGCACGCUGCUCAGCUCCUUCAUCCGCUCUCCAGGCCGCCCAAACAGGCAAUAUCAGUCUCCAAC